CCAUGGCGGUGGUGCUUUGGAGACAGUGCCUCCCUCGGGCGUGGCUCUGCAGGAGGGCCGGGCAGGGCUGCGGCCGGCACUACCGCGCCGCGCUUUGCGCCGAGCUGAAGCAGCCCCUGGCCAUUGAGGAGGUGGCCCCCCGCCCUGUCCGGCCUCACGAGGUCAGAGUUGAUGUCCAUUUCUGUGGAGUUAACUUUGCUGAUAUUUUGGUCUGCCGUGGUCAGUAUCAGGAAAGGCCCCAUCUUCCCUUCAUACCUGGAAUGGAGUUUUCUGGGACAGUACUGGAGACAGGCACAGAUGUCAGCACAGUGAAAAAGGGAGAUCGAGUUAUUGGCAUGAGUGGCUUUAAUAGUAUGGCAGAAGAAUGCAUCAUCGACCAGAAGAUCCUGUGGCAGAUUCCAGACAAGGUCUCCCUACGAGAAGCUGCUACCCUACCUAUAUCCUAUGGCACUGCUAUUUUGGCUCUAGAGCAUCGGGCCCGUACCCAGCCUGGAGAAACUGUUUUAGUGACGGCAGCAGCAGGAGCCACAGGCCUUGCGGUGAUAGACGUGGCAACAAAUGUUCUUCAGGCCAAGGUAAUAGCUGUUGCCGGAAGUGACGAGAAGUGCAAGCUGGCAAUGCAGCGGGGUGCACAGUCCAGUGUGAACUACAGUCAGGGCAGCCUGAAGGAGGCAGUGAGGAAGCUGGUGGGCACUGGUGGGGUGCACGUGGCCAUCGACAUGGUGGGAGGAGAUGUCUUCCUGGAGGCUCUUCGCAGCCUGGCGUGGGAAGGCAGGAUCGUGGUGGUGGGAUUUGCUGGAGGAAACAUUGCUUCUAUGCCAACCAACCUUCUGCUCCUAAAGAAUAUCUCUGCCAUGGGGCUGUACUAUGGUCAAUACCGAGACCAGAACUUUCCUGUAUUCUCAAAGAACCUCUCCUCAGCUCUUCAGUACUGCCAGGAAGGGCGCAUCCAGCCAUAUGUCGGAAAGGUUUUUAAGCUGGAGGAGGUCAACGAUGCCUUCCUUCAUGUGAUGCAGCGUAAAUCCAUGGGCAAGGUGCUUCUUUCUCUUAAAUAAAUCCUCACCUCAGCAACAAACUCAGCAUGUCCAAAUCCAAACUUAUCAUCUUUCCCAAAAACCUGAUUUCCCUUCCAUGUUUCUAAAGGUGCCACCACCUUCCUUACUAACCCAGGUUUGAAAUCUUAGUACACUUAGUCCAAGCCUUUGAUUCUGUUUUCUUAUUGCUCACAAUUAGUAUGAACAUAUAGUUUAUUGUCCAAACUAGGACCUUUCUGAGAGUAAAAGAAUGCUAUUAGUAAUUUUACUAGGAAAAAGUGUCCCAGGCAAACCAGGAUGUAUGGUUACUGUAUUUACCAAUCGCCAACUUCCGUUAUUCCUAUCUCUAAGAUACCUCUUACUUUCACAUCUUCUUUUCCAUCCUAACUAUGUCUCAUCUAUUUCCAGUGAUCUUCUAAUUGACUUUCCUGUCUUUAGAAUACCCCUAUCCCCGUCAUCCUUGUUAUGCAUUAUUGCCAUGGUGAUCUUCCUGAAGCAUAACUCUGACUAGGUCUUAUCUGAGAAAACCUGCAGUGGCUCACUAUUGCCUACAUGGUGAAGUUUAGGCUCCUUGACUUAACAUUUCAUUAUGACCAUGAUUUUGCUCCUCUCUGCUUUUCAGUCUUAUGGUACACAAUUCCACCUGUCUCUGAGGAUGUACGUAGCUUUCCUGCCUCCCUCAUUUUGCUCUUUUUAUGGAAUUUUCUGUACCUUUCAUCUCUGUCAAACAGAAGCCUUCCUGACCUCCAACACCCACGUUUGCCAUGUGCCUUCCCUCAGGACAGCAAUAAACUCUUCUCUUCCUCUUCUUCAUUUCUGUAGCUUCUUUCCCAGGAUUUGUCAUAGUCUGCCUUGUAUCCUGGGAAGCAGCAUGCAUAGUAGAAUGAAUACGGGCUUCUGCAUCCAAGAUAUGGGUUUGAAUCCCAGGCUCACCACUUUGGAGGUAGUUACUUAAGGUCUGCAUACCUUCAUUUUUUUCUUACUGUAAAGUGGACAUUACAAUAUCUACCUCACAAAGUUAUUGUGAGCAGUACAUGUAGUGAUUGGGUAAAGCACAUGGUAAGUGAUUAGCAAAUGAUAGUUACUUUCACUUUUACUUUCUCUUCUCCUUUCCCAAUGCAUAAGUUCCUUGAGAGCAGGUACCAUGUCUGAGUCACCUUUAUACUUCCCACGAUACCUAACCUUGUGGGUUACACUUGGUAAAUACUCAGUAAACUGAAUUGAAUUUGAAUUACCUGCAAGUCUUAAGUCAUGGGGUGGAAGUAAGAAUAUAUUGCCCUGGAAACCAACCAAAUGUCCAUGGACAGGUGAAUGGAUAAACAAAAUAUGGCAUACACACACACACACACACACACACAAAAAAAAAAAAAAAAAAAAAAAUGGAAUAUUAUUCAGCCUUAGAAAGGAGUGAAAUUCUGACACAUGCUACAACAUAGAUGAACCUUGAAGACAUAUAUGAAAUAAGCCAGAUACAAAAGGCCAAAUACUGUAUAAUUCCAUUUAUAUGAGGCACCUAGAGUAGUCAAAUGCAGAGACAAAAAGCAGAAUGGUGGUUGCCAGGGAAGAGGGGAGUGGAGAGUUAGUGUUUAAUGGUACAGAGCUUCAGUUUGGGGAGAUGAAAAAUUUCUGGAGAUGGACGGUGGUGAUGCACAACAAUGGGAAUGUACUUAAUGACGCUGAGCUGUACACUUAAAAAUGGUUAAUUUUAUGUAUGUUUUACCAUAAUAAAAAUUUUUAAAAAAUGUUA
Messenger RNA from Cynocephalus volans (Philippine flying lemur), 2781 nucleotides. RefSeq names its product quinone oxidoreductase-like protein 2. Gene Ontology annotation, molecular function: oxidoreductase activity. NCBI's taxonomy places the organism in Eukaryota, Metazoa, Chordata, Mammalia, Dermoptera, Cynocephalidae. The coding region runs from base 3 to 1055 and encodes 350 amino acids. The record is from RefSeq and is a predicted model, not a curated record. The transcript is spliced from 10 exons. Gene Ontology annotation, cellular component: mitochondrion.